AUGUCAAUAAGAGAAAUGAUGUAUCAGGCAGAGGAAGAUGAUGAAGAUAGAAGGGUGGCUGAUUAAAUGAAAAAAUGCAAAGAAAAGAUGAUUAACGAAAAAAGAAUGAAGCAAAUAAAUUAAACUUUUAAAUAAUAAAGAGAAAAAGCCUAUUUUAACCCAAAUCAAGCUUAAAACUACGGAGUAUUCUAAUAAAUGUAACCAGCUGGAUAUUAUGAACCUAACAGCUAGCAAAUCUUUUAUCAAAAUUACAUUAAUUAGGAAAUGAUAAGACAAUAAUAAUCUGAGGGCUACAACAAUUAUGACUUAGCUAUACCUUAAAGGCACAUCUAUGAUUUUAAUUAAGUGCCUCCUUUAAAUUUAAAUUUUGAGCAGAUGCAACCACUACAACAAAUGAUGCAAUAUUAUUCAACCAAUCUUAGCAACUCUCAGCUCCCUUAUUAGCAGUAAUAAAGAAAUAACUCCCUUAAUUCAUAUGAAUAUUAGAAUAUUUAUAAUCAUGAUGAAUCUACAAUUAAAAAGCAGUAAAAUUACUAAUAAUAAUAUACUAUUUAUGAGGAUUUUGAUAAUGAGCAGGAGGAAGAAACUCAGGAAUGUUAUUUUUAUGAAAAUAAAAAUAUUUAUUAAUCUAAGUAAAAAAGUAACUAUUACCCUACUUACUAAGAUAACUACUCAGCAUUUAAAUAAAUUAAAGAUAAUUUCAAUAAAGAGAAUUCCUUCUCAUCAAAAAAAUCUCCUUAUCUUAGUGAUUUGUAAAGAAUAGAAGAUUCGUUUAAUAAAAUAAAUACUCCUUAAAAAUUUUUUGCUACAGAUAGAAGUAAUUAACCUAUCCUUUCAACUCCAUCAGCAACUUAAAAAAUUAUUAAUAAUCUAAAUAGUAUUUAAUUAACUCCUAGAAAUGAAAAAUAUACUAAUGCAAAACCUUAAGAUGGAUAUAAAUCCCAUCAAACAAAUAUAACAAAAUACAACAGUCUGUUUGAAAAAGAAACAAUUAUUGAUUGUCAGUAAGAUAUAAGAUAAAAGUACUAAAACUCUAACCAACAAAGCAAAAGUAGAAUUUUUUAAGGGAAAAAAGAACAAAAAUAGAGAGUUUAAGAGAGUAAUUAAAAGUAUGAAAAUAAUAACUAGAAUAAAUUUAAUUUUGAUUAAUAUGGUUUCUAGAAAAACGGUGAAUAUUAAUCUCAAUACAAAAGAGUGACUGAAUAUAAAAAUGCUGCAAUAAACUUUUCUUAGAACUAAUUAAUCACAAUAAAGGACUACUAGUUUUCAAUGAAUAAAAAGAUAGGAUAAGGAGCUUUUAGUUAAGUAUUUUUGGGGCAUAAAAGAUUAAAUCCUAAUUUUCCUGUUGCUGUAAAGAUAAUUGAUUUGUAAAAGUAAUCUAAAUUUCAAGAAGAAAUAGAAAUAUGUCUCAAAAUUAAUGGAAAUAAAAAUAUUCUCCGCAUAUAUGAUUAUCAUCUUGAGAAAAGUAAUAAUAAAUGUUAUUUAUUCUUAGAAUUUUGUGAAGGAGGAAACUUAGAAAGUAUAAACAACACAAUAACUAGGAGACAGGCAAUAAUUUACUUUAGAUAAAUUUUAGAUGGAAUGAAAGAGCUUCUGAGACAUAAAAUUAUUCAUAGAGAUAUUAAACUUGAAAACAUCUUAAUUAAUGAAGGAUAGAUUAAAAUUAGUGAUUUUGGACUUUCAAAGCAAGUUUAGAAUAAUCUUUUAGAUGUUAAUAGCAUCAAAUGUGGUACACCAUCAACUAUGGCUCCAGAAAUAUUUUUUUCCCAUACAUCCUAUCCUUCAUACAACAACAAAUGUGAUGUGUGGUCUCUUGCUGUCAUUUUGCAUGAAAUGUUUUACAAAGUACACCCAUUUAAUAUGAAUAAAGAAAUGCUUAGAAAAUUUUAAAGGAUUCAGGUUGAACAUAAAUGUGAUAUUGUAGAAGACUUUUUAAGCAAAAGCUUGGUUUAUAAUUAAAAAAAAAGAAUGAGCUUAGAAGAGAUUUUCAAUCACAAAAUUUACACAGCAGAUAUUUCAGAAUUCAAAUUGUAAGAAAAUCAAGUUUAUCUAGCCUAAGUAGCAGAUAAGAAAAGUAUUCUGCAGACUGAAACAAUAAAAUAAGUUUAAACAUAAUCUAAGGUUUUAAAGUCUGGUGAAAAAAAAGAUUAAAUCAAGUAAAAUAAAAAUGGUUCAAUUCAAACUUUAAGUUUGAUUAAAUCAAUAAUAUUUGAAUCUUUUACUUAAAAUAACUUUGGGCUUGCAUUAUUAUUAUUGAUUGUGGUAGGGUUGAUAAUAGCAAUAAUUUUGCUUCCAUUUUUUUCGAAUUGA
Molecule: messenger RNA, 2310 nt
Organism: Tetrahymena thermophila SB210
Lineage: Eukaryota; Ciliophora; Oligohymenophorea; Hymenostomatida; Tetrahymenidae
Product: Serine/Threonine kinase domain protein
Exons: 3
Biological process (GO): autophagy; peptidyl-serine phosphorylation; protein autophosphorylation
Cellular component (GO): autophagosome; cytoplasm
Molecular function (GO): protein serine/threonine kinase activity; ATP binding
Source: RefSeq, a predicted model, not a curated record